Messenger RNA from Diuraphis noxia (Russian wheat aphid), 2318 nucleotides. RefSeq lists its product as uncharacterized. The record is from RefSeq and is a predicted model, not a curated record. NCBI's taxonomy places the organism in Eukaryota, Metazoa, Arthropoda, Insecta, Hemiptera, Aphididae.
UAAACUUUUGAUUACUGAACCAAUACUUCAUAUAAACGUUUAAUGCAAUAAAAUUUUUUUUUUUUAUAUCAGUUGAUCUGAUUUUUUAGACGAAAAAUAUACUGCAAAAUGCAGUUACUCUACUUAUUGAUAAUUUUAGGAGCUACUCAAGGCGAUAAGUUAUCAGGAAGCAACCAAUUAAUAUCACCAGAUUGUUAUAACAAUUUGGGAGUACCAAAUGCUUUUCAAUAUGUUUCACUAUAUGUAUUAUCAGUUCAAUCAUCAUAUAUAACUUCAGUUGAAUGUAUGCGAUCAUCAAAUUAUUACAUAAAAAGUGGAUUUUCUGAAAUUGACAGCGUUUCAAAUGAUUUGGAAAGUAAUUUAAUAAUGCAAUAUAAUGAACAGUCCGGAAGUAUAGAAAAUAUGAUGCUCAACUUGCAACAAAAUGAUGUGGAAAAAGAAUCACAAGACAAACUUAAUGCUGUAUUGUAUAUGACAGCUAACUAUUACCAAAAAAAAGAUGUAACUGUUAAAAAAUCAGAAGCAAAGCUCAGCGAAGUAACAGAAGUACUGCAAGCGCAAUCAACUCUAACUGCAAAACGCUGUGAAUCAUCCUAYACUGAAUUUAUGAAUGAUGCCACAACGAUAAAAUCAAAAUAUACUAGUAAAACGAGUAGUACAGAUAAUACUAAUUCGAAUCAAUGGGAUACUCAGGUGAAAGAGUAUAAUGAGGCAAGAGAAAAUGUAGUUAGUAAUACAAAUAUAUACGCAUCAGUUAGAGAUGCGUUUUUGUUUGGUAGAGGAAUAAAUUUGUGUGAUGGGCAAGCAAACAUUGAUCAAUCACUUCUGGACAUAUACAAAACUAAUGAUUUAUCAAAGUUCUUCGCCAAAAAUGAUAAUGACGCAAUGUCACUAUUAAAUCAGACAGUCACACAAAUGUAUACAAUUUAUAAGGCUUCAUUGACUAAUAUUUAUUUAAAAUCUGUAGUUCAUUCAAAUAGUAGUUUAGCGGUGAGAGUUAUGAUGUGGGAACAAGUGAAUAUAGUUCGAGCACACUUUGAGUUAAAGGCUCAAAACAUAGUAUUGUUUAUAAAAAAAACACAGUCAGACGCAAAAUCGAGUUACGACGUCAAUUCUAACGAAUAUAAAAAAAUCAUGGAACAAUUAUAUAGUUGUGUAAAUAAAAGGCUUUUAACAAAUGUUAAAAGCACUGAGGUACAUUAUACAAGGGCAUUAAACUUCAAUCCUGACAAAUGUGCGAUGGAAAAGGAUUUCAAUCCAUAUAAAGUGGAUACGAUCGAAAAAUAUAAUGAAAAUAUUCUCAAGAAUAAUACUAAUGCUGCUAAAUAUGAUAUACGUACUAUUAAGAAAGAAGAGUUUUCAUAUCCAACAUCACAAGUGUGUAUACCACAGAAAAUGUACGCAUUAGAACUAAAUAAAUUAGUUUCACAAACUUUCAUUUGUCAAGUAAAUGAUAUAUAUGCACGAAUGAAAACAACAAAAUAUGAUAAUAAGUCUGUAGAUUCUUGGAUAUAUGAAAAAAUAUCAUUGGUACAGUUUCAAAAUUCAAUCAGAUUUUCCAAAUGUUCAGCGAUUGCAAAUAAAAUAUUUACUAUUAAUUCUGCUACUUACACAUUUACCUUAUUAAAAACAGAUCAAAAUAUUCCAUCUACCAAUAUUGAAAAAAUUAUAGACCAAACAACAAAUGAUGUAGUUGGAACACUAUGUGUGAAUACUUUGGAGAUAACCGACACAUCUGAAACCGUUGAAAUAUUUGUAAAAACAAACUUUAAUUCAGGAACUAUAUCAGAAAAUAAAACAGAAAUUAAAUCAGAAAUUAAAUAUGAUUCAGGGAUUAAAUACCCAGCUACAUCAAAUAAAAUUGAAUACAAAUUAAACAAUUACACCUUAUCAUCUAACAAAAGUAAUCCUGGUGAAAAAAGUGGUAAUCCUGCACCAGCCGUUAAAAUGUCUUGUGAUUGCAGUAAAAGUUAAAAAUUUAAAUAGUAAUAAUAAAAUAUACUUUGAAAACAAUGAUUAAUUUGGGUUUACUUUGUUCAUAUAAAUAAAUAUAUGUAAAUUAUAUUAUAUAUAUUAUAUUAUUUUAUAUAAUUUAUACCUAAUAGAAGUUCAUACUAGUGGUAUUAAAAUGUGUUAUAUUUUAACUGAAGAAUGAUAAUUUAUAUUACUGCGGGCUAUCUUGUUGUAUGCACUCUAUCGGCUACAUUACAACUGCAGUAUGCACUCUACCGUUUUUACCAUUCUAUAGCUAUAUUCCAAUUUUAGACAAUAUUAUAUUCUCGUAAUAAGUGGAUGAUGUAAAAUUUGUUUAAUUAUCU